ACUUCAGCAAGCACAGUUUCGACUACCUCGAGCGGUGUGGAUAGCUCCGAGAGCCAUGUCGUGCAUGGUGCUGUCGGCACGGGGCUUCAGAGGCAGUGAGAGAAUGGUCGACUGCAUAUAUACGUAGAGGUCCUGAACACGUCAAAGCAGAGUUGACGCAGAAUGUCGAACGAGGGGACAGUUGCUCUGAACAACUGUGAGCCAAGCAAUACUCCCGGCUUUGUCAAAUUCAUUGACAUAAUGACUACAGAUUUGCAGGCACAGAACAAAGCCAACUUGCUGAGUUGGGUGGAAUCUGUGGCCGGUCCUCGCCAUGAACCCACGUGGACGUGCAUAUGUAAAAUUGACGAAGAAGAGUAUGGAUGUGGAACGGGGCCCCACAAGCAGAUUGCCCGUGCUGCUGCCGCGAAGGUUGCUCUGGAGCGGCUCGUUCAAGAAUCGAAGUCUGGAAGCGAAGCUGCAGAUGAAGACGCAAGCACCCCUGUCGAGUGAAGAGGUUCAUUGCUGUCCUACGGACUCCGCUCAAAUUUGUUGAACCUUCAAGUCGCGGCUUCCUAGUACCGUCAUUCCACGUGUGUUUUAUCUUCAUUCUCGACCCCGA
Molecule: messenger RNA, 601 nt
Organism: Rhodofomes roseus
Lineage: Eukaryota; Fungi; Basidiomycota; Agaricomycetes; Polyporales; Fomitopsidaceae
Exons: 3
Coding region: 163-492 (109 amino acids)
Source: RefSeq, a predicted model, not a curated record